GUCUUUGCUCGGUGGGUCCGAGGGGGGCGGAUCUCUGAAUACACAGCGAGCUUGUCCUUGAGACAUGACUGCCCGAGGGUCUCCCAGCUAUAUUCCCGGGACAGACAGACACUUUACCGCUUCUGUUUGACAAGAUGUUGGGUAUUUUUGUCAAGGCCGCGCUGCGGCCUGGCAUGGUGAAGACAUGUCACCUGGUCAGACCAGUAACACAGAUCCCAGAGAGGUCCAUGAUGCACCAGGAGGGUUUACCUAAGCUGCCUGUGCCGCCCUUGAAGCAGACAUGUGAACGAUACCUGGCUGCUCUGGAGCCCAUCGUCAGCGAGGAGGAGCUGGAAUACACCCGGGAGCUGGUGAAGGAGUUCCUCACGGGUGGUGUUGGGGAAAGGCUGCAGAAAGCCCUGGAGCGACGGGCAAACAAGACAGACAACUGGUUGUCAGAAUGGUGGAUGCAGUCAGCCUAUCUAGACUGCCGUAUGCCGGUGGCGGUCUACACCAGCCCUGGGGUUGUCCUGCCUCGCAUGCGCUUCCACGAUCGACAAGGACAGAUGAGGUUUGCUGCCAAGCUGAUUGCAGCGGUUUUGGAGUUCAAACAAAUGAUUGACACUGAUACCCUGCCUGUCGAGUACCUGAGUGGGAAGCCGCUGUGUAUGGACCAGUAUUACCAGAUCCUGUCCUCCUGUCGUAUCCCUGGUCCAAAGAGAGACACUGUUGUUAAUCACACCACUGGGAAAACACCUCUCACUCAUAUCACUGUGGUCCACAACUUUCAGUUCUUUGUCUUGGAUGUGUACCACAGCGAUGGCGCCUCGCUGACCGUAGACCAGAUUUACAUGCAGUUGGAGAAGAUCUGGAACUCCUCUUUGCAGACCAACAAGGAGCCUAUUGGCAUCCUCACAUCACAGCACCGCAACACCUGGGGAAAAGCCUAUAACAAUCUGAUUAAGGAUAAAACAAAUAAGGAGUCAGUCCGUGCCAUCCAGAAAAGCAUCUUCACAGUUUGUCUGGAUGCUCCGAUGCCGCGGGUGUCAGACGAGCUGUAUCGCAGCCGUGUGGCCGCCCAGAUGCUGCAUGGAGGAGGAGCUCGCUGGAACAGCGGCAACCGCUGGUUCGACAAGACUUUACAGUUCAUUGUUGGUGAAGACGGCACAAGUGGACUAGUGUAUGAACAUGCACCUGCUGAGGGCCCACCCAUUGUGUUUCUCAUUGAUUUCGUUGUUAGAUACAUGUCGAGAACUGAAAUAGUUCGCACUCCCAUGGUUCCCCUGCCCAUGCCUAUGAAACUGCGUUUUAACAUCACACCUGAGGUCAAGAGAGACAUUGAGAAAGCCAAACAAAAUAUGAACAUGAUGGUUCACGACUUAGAUGUCAAGGUGCUUAUGUUUUCUAAUUUUGGAAGAAAAACCCCCAAACAACACAAGCUGAGUCCAGAUGCCUUUGUGCAAAUGGCUCUUCAACUGGCCUACUUCAGGAUGUAUAAUAUUUGCUGCUCUACCUAUGAGAGCGCAUCGUUACGAAUGUUUAAAUAUGGGCGAACAGAUACAAUUCGUGCAACUACUACAGACUCGGUUAAAUUUGUCCAGGCAAUGCAAGACCCAGCGAAACAGAACGCAGAGAGGCUGGCGCUGCUGCAAGCGGCCGUUGGGACACACAAGGAGAACAUGUACAACGCAAUUCAUGGACAAGCCAUAGACAGACACCUCCUUGGACUGAAGAUGCUGAGUAUUGACGAGCUGACCUCCAUGCCUGAGAUAUUCAUGGAUACCUCGUUUGCCGUGGCUCAGCAUUAUAAUCUCUCCACCAGCCAGGUUGGCUCCAAGACAGACUGUGUGAUGUGCUUCGGUCCAAUGGUGCCAGAUGGCUAUGGAGUGUGUUACAAUCCCAUGGAUGAGCACAUCAACAUCGCCAUCACGGCCUUCAACAGCUGUGACGAGACGAACGCGGCCAAGUUUGCCCAGGCUGUAGAGGAUGCUCUGUUGGACAUGAGAGCUCUCCUGGAAGACACAGCUACGGCCGAGCAGUGAUCCCACACUGGAGGCUGGCAUGGUGCUUUUGUCCUGGCGGGCUGCGCGGGAGCUGGAACUGAACCGGUGCGGCGAAGUCGCUGGCAGAAUGCCACGCUGACAGAGACGCACAGUGUAAUGGGUGUGCUGGGGCUGAGGGGGAACCUGUCAUCAGAGGGUUGUGGGAAGUGCAAUGCGUGACUGCCUUUGUGAUGAGAAGCAAUUCUUUAUAAUGGGAGUUCUAUAUUUUAAUACAUUGUGUUAUAGCUACAUUUUUAAUUAAUAUAAGUUGUUGAUUUUAAUAGAAUAUAAUUUAUUCUUUAUUUAUACUUUACAAGUCCCUGGUGCAGUCUUCAAAAAUAAUACUGUCCUCGCUUGACUUAAAGAUUUUUAGUCUUUCCACUAACGAAAUAGAUAUUAAUGUUUGUUCAAAAACAUGUGAGUAUUGUAAACUAAAGAAAUGUGGAAAUCUGUUCAAAAUAUUUAUUAUCAAAGACGAAAAAAGGAAUAUUCGGCUCUGAAGCUCCCUUUGGAAUGCAGGUAGUCUCCAUGAAAUUCAAUUUCAGCCAUAUUUCCAGAGGAGUGCCACUGAAACAGCUGACGGCCUUUAAACACAUUGGUUUUUAAGACGUCCAUGUCCCGGAUCUGAGUAAGUAACACAAGGCAAAAGUAAUGCAGCAGUUAUUACACUAUAACAUAAAAACAAACCAUUUUGAAACGAUGGCAAACAAAAGAUGUCCGCACCAUGAUGUAUGUCGACUGGGAGUUGGUGGCGUUGAAUACUGGUCCUAUGUGUAGCGCUUGGAUUCUGAUCUUGACUGCGGGUGGGGCGUUGAUGAGCACUCGACAGGUGUGGUUAGUGUUGGACGUUGUUGGAUUCUCAAAGACACCAGUGGGGGAAAACAGCUGAACGUCACAAUCUGUGGGGCGAAGCCAUAAAACGUUUCAUCUCAACGCAAUAGUAUGAACGCCUGUCAAGUGAAAUGCAAUCCAAUGAAAUGGCCAGGCAAUGAGUAUGACAUCUGAGAAGCUCAAAGAUGUAACUUUUUGUUGAGAUUGUGUCAGAUGCUCAUUCUUCUUAAGCAGUUAAAAGUGCUAAAACAAUUCAUAGUUCAUAUACGAAGUGAGAGGACCAAAUAAAAGCACAGUACAAUACAAACUGUUGCAGCUGUAUUAUAUAUUGUUAUGACGAUAUUUUGGCUUUACUGUAAUUAUUGCAAGGCUCUUGUAUUGGAUUGCAUUACACUGCAAGUGUUCACAAUAUUGCGUACUCUCUCUGUCUACUUAUAGUUUUGAACCUUUAUGUUGCAACAUUGGGCUUCAUGGACUUAUAGCUGCAACCAUUCAAAAAAGCAAGUAAAGCCUCCUCUCAUCCGAUCUUUGGAGAUGAAGUACAUGUCGGCCAUUUGGAUAACAAAGAAACACAAAGCCCUCUUACCCUGGUGGUGGCUCUUCUUCAGUUUUUUGUGUGAAUUGUAGGUAAACACAACUCCGUUCCCGGGGGUGAGCAUUCUUUGGCGCACCAGCAGGACGUUGGUUCUGGUUGUCAGUUCACUAGCCCACUACCUGCUCGCGACUUCAUCACCAAUGCCAUGCGGUCAACAAAUGCGACAUACUCUUCUGCAAAAACAUAGAGUGACGGGUGUUUUAUUAAGCUGCAAUAGUCCACGACAUAGCAAAUAUCCUCAUUUUAUAUAUUAUAUAAAACAUACUUUUUCUGCAGUUCAAAGAGCCAGAUUCCACUUUAAUGUGAAUGACCUCAUCGAGGGGGCGACCUAUGGAUACCAGGCAGCGGCCAGUCACGUCUUUCAAAUCCACCGUGCCCGAUUUCUCCAAGAGUAGCUGUCCACAUGCACCUGGUGAAAAGCAGACACUGAAAUCAUAUUCCUGCAGGGCUGCCUGCAGCGCUCACUGAGCAUGGGGGUAGUUUAUGUGUACUAACUGGGUUUAGAUUGUUGGGGUGCUUGUUGGAGUGGCCUGUGGAACGGGUAUUUGCUCUGUUGGACUUGGAGAAAGAUGAUCCAAUGGGUGCUGCGGCGUAACUUUAGUGGUGACCUCUGAGGUGGGCAGAACGCAGCCGCCCAAAUAGCAGCCCUGGAUGGUGAUGGGUUUAGGCAUGUGCAUACAAAACAGAGGGCUGAGGGGCUCCGGCUUAGAGGGGCCCAUGCAGGACACGGCUCUGGACUGGAUCCCAUAUCCACACGGUACUGAGCACUGGAUCAGCAAGAUAUCACAAUAAACCUGAUUCACAUGAACAUGACUGGGAACAAGAAGAAGAGUUCUGUGUCCUGGGAAAGAAAUUGCUCAUAAAGAGCCAAAUCCCUGUGUUUGCAAGUGCAUUUAUAUAAUAGGCAGCUAUUCAUAUUUUGCAUUUUCAAAUUGUUUUUGAAAAUUCCAGAUAGCAAUUCGUUUUCAGUUAUUUCCACACAAUAUGAAAAUCAUUUGGUGUUACAAUAUCAUUGCAUGGUAAUGCAGUUUAAGUGCAGACUGAUUUGAAAAGUCUUGCAUGGCCCUUUAAAAGAAGACUGUCUCAAUAUUGACUAUGGUAAUAAGUAACACAUAAUUACAUAAUAAUGAAAGUGUGUAACACUCAUUUGGCUUUGUUUGAAUGUUCUAUUAUUAACUCUUUAUAUUAAGCAGUGCUGCAACUGGUGAUUCCUUUCAAUGUUGAUUAAUAGGAAGAUAAUCAUAUUCUGUAUAAAAUGCCGAUACAAAAUAGAUUCUGAUUUCUGCUUGACAAAUUAAUACAUUCAUCAAAAACGUUACCCAUUCAUUUUCUGUCAAUUGCCUUGUUGAUUGAUCAACUGAUUGUUUAACCUUGAUUCUAAUCUAGUCGUCACAGUCCGGUCCGUGUACCUGGCUCCAUGCUUUCACCUCCCAUCUGAAGGUGCAGACCUGCACCAGGCAGGGCACUGUGGUGGCUGGUUUCACAGCUGCAUAGCAGCUUUCCUCCGGCACCGCACUCUCAGUGCCGAGAACAAAUUGGACACAAGACACAGUCCUCUGAGCUACACCCAAGUCACAGGACGCUGAGCAGGGCGAUGCACCGAACUUCUUCCACCUGGACCAAUUACAGUAUUUUAAUAAUUUUACCUUUGCAAUAAAAAAUAUUAUAGA
This is a messenger RNA of Cyclopterus lumpus (lumpfish), 5117 nucleotides long. RefSeq names its product carnitine O-acetyltransferase-like. Gene Ontology annotation, molecular function: carnitine O-acetyltransferase activity. The record is from RefSeq and is a predicted model, not a curated record. Gene Ontology annotation, biological process: carnitine metabolic process, CoA-linked. The coding region runs from base 135 to 2021 and encodes 628 amino acids. Lineage: Eukaryota; Metazoa; Chordata; Actinopteri; Perciformes; Cyclopteridae. Gene Ontology annotation, cellular component: peroxisome. The transcript has 14 exons.